UGAAAGUAGAAUCCACACACAUGUUAAAAUUGUUUUGACAACUUUGCACCUGAUUUGUUUUCUUGCUUCUAAUCGAUCACAACAAUAACUCUUAAAUUAGGAACCUUUUUAAAACAAUGGAUGGUCCAUCAAAAUCGAAGCAGAGAAAAACGAGAAACGCCCAGUUGGAAGAAAUAAAUUUGAAAAACGUAUUCUCUUUAGCUCCUGGUUGUUCUACUUCUAAACUGAAGGAAUCUUGGUCCAAGCGAAAAGAUUUCAGUGAAGAUGCCACAGGUCUACAGUUGAGUCAGGAGCCAUUCUGCCAUUGCAUGGUGCCGGGGUUUUUAAGCGAAGAGAAGGACAUAGAACAACUGAAAGAUGAACUCAUGGACCUUGAGUUUGUGCCAAAAAACAAUGAUCUGUACAAAUUUAUUCAGAGUUCUGAAGAUCUGAAAACAUCAAAGUCUCCUAUGAUAUCGGCCUUUAGGAAUGCCCUAUGCACGAGAGUUCGAAUGUGGCUUACCGAGGUAACAGGAAUCCCUCUGAAUGAGACCGUGGAUGCCUUUUGUGCCAAAUACGCUCACACAGACACACUGUUAUGCCAUGAUGAUGAACUCGAGGGACGGAGAAUAGCGUACAUUUACUACAUUGUGAAUGACUGGGCGGAGGCUGAUGGUGGUGCAUUGGAUCUCUUCUCUGUUGAUGAGAAUAUCCAACCAAAAGAAGUGGUCAAGUCAAUUCUGCCAGCCAAGAACAACUUUGUCUUCUUUGAAGUAUCUCCUGGAUCUUACCAUCAGGUAGCAGAAGUUUUAAGCGAAGAUAAAACCCGCCUUUCAAUCUCAGGCUGGUUUCAUGGACCUCCAAUAGAACGACCCACUCCAUAUUUAGAGCCAACAAGGGCCCUGUUGCCUUAUGGAGACAUUGAGGAUGAAGAAUUUUUUGACUGGAUAAACCCAGUGUAUCUGAGCCCAGGGGCACAGGGCAGUAUUCAGGAGAAGUUUGAAAACGAUUCUGAGAUAGAACUGCAAGAUUUUUUGCUGAAGGAAAAGUAUGAUUUGUUAUUAGAGGCGCUAAAGUCUUCCAACAUGAAAUGGCAAUCAGCUGGUCCUGCAAACAAAAGGUGUUUUAAGGAGGCUGAUGACGCCAGCUUACCCGAUGUUGUCAGCACCUGUGUACGUCUGUUUCGUUCUGACGCCAUGUUUCUUCUCUUGUCAAACCUGACUGGUUUAAAACUGCACGAGCUUGCAGCUGCCUCAUCUUCAGACUCCGAGGGGCAGUCUGAGGAUGGGGAAGGAGCAGAGGAAGCUGACAAGGCUGGGUCAUCAAAAAGUAGCGAAAAGAAGAAAGACUUGAAAGACAAUGAAACAAAGGCUCAAGCUAACGAGACAGCUGCUUGCAAAUCAAGAUGUCGGACCUGUGUACGACACUGGGGUCACUGCUCCUACACGCUUGUACAUGACACGAACACAGAAGGCGCAGAGUUUGCCCUUGACCUUGUUCUUUAUGUCGGCUGUGCUGACUGGGACAUGGAAUAUGGAGGAUUCACAUCAUACAUCGCUAAAGGGGAGGAUGAGGAGUUGCUGACGGUCACCCCUGAGGAAAACUCGCUGGCCCUGGUGUACAGAGACCAAGAGACAUUGAAGUUUGUGAAGUACCUGAACACAGGGGUCAACAAAAUGCAACACAGAGGGUUUUAUGAUAUAUAUGCUGUUUAUUUUGAAUAAAGAAAUACCUCAUGUA
Messenger RNA from Mya arenaria, 1719 nucleotides. RefSeq names its product prolyl 3-hydroxylase OGFOD1-like. Gene Ontology annotation, molecular function: iron ion binding; L-ascorbic acid binding; peptidyl-proline dioxygenase activity. Gene Ontology annotation, biological process: regulation of translational termination; peptidyl-proline hydroxylation. Lineage: Eukaryota; Metazoa; Mollusca; Bivalvia; Myida; Myidae. The record is from RefSeq and is a predicted model, not a curated record. The transcript has 13 exons. Gene Ontology annotation, cellular component: cytoplasm. Bases 117 to 1703 code for a protein of 528 amino acids.